This is a messenger RNA of Maniola jurtina (meadow brown), 2939 nucleotides long. Its product is annotated as protein phosphatase inhibitor 2-like. The record is from RefSeq and is a predicted model, not a curated record. Gene Ontology annotation, molecular function: protein phosphatase inhibitor activity. NCBI's taxonomy places the organism in Eukaryota, Metazoa, Arthropoda, Insecta, Lepidoptera, Nymphalidae. The transcript has 3 exons. Gene Ontology annotation, biological process: regulation of signal transduction. Bases 121 to 600 code for a protein of 159 amino acids.
AUGAAUUAUGAAAUGUCAGUCGGUGCAUUUGUCAAUUUUGUCAUUUUCUUUCAUCUCGUUUUACUAAAUUAUAUGAAUUUGAAGUGGAAUUCAGUGCCAAGAACAAUGCUUUUUUAAUAAAUGAUGGCUCAAAACUUACAGAAGAAGCCCUCAAAGGGUAUACUAAAAACGUCUCGAAGUGUCGAUCACCAGGACGGGACGCCUUCCACCAGCAAGCGGGCGAAGGAGCAGAGGUUCGACGAAAUGAAUAUAAUGGAGACAUUUCAUCCUGCGAAUAAGGAUUACGGGCAUAUGAAGGUAGAUGAGCCUAAGACGCCUUAUUCGGAGGCUAUAGAUGGAGAUUUGGAACCGGCGGACGAGUUAGACGCGAACAUCCUGGCAGCGAAGCUUGCGGCGAGCAUGAACAAGCCGCCGAAAUGUGUGGAAUCGUGUGACAGUGAUGAUGAGGAGGAGUCCGAGGAGGCGCGCCAGCGGAGACUUGAGUUCGAGAAGAAGAGAAAAAUACACUAUAACGAAUUUCAGGCGCUGCAGCUGGCGCGGCAGCUGAUGGCGCAGGAGGAGGACGAGGAAGACGACGACAAGGCGGGAACCGCCACCUGACUGCAGCGUCUCACCACGCGCUAAGUGUUCACCUGGAUUCAGUAAAGAAAGUUCCAGCUUAGCAGACAAUAUUGCAACAAGUUGUUAUUAGUAAAUAAUUAAAUGCCAUCGGAUAUAUGUUCCUAUGGCAGAAAUGAAAUCAUAAGUGCUUGCAUUAUUAUUAAUGAUGAUAAUUUUAUUUAUUGUAAUAAUGGUCCAAGAUUUCAGGUACCGCCAGACAUUACUUAUUUUCUGAGAAAUUAAAUGUGUGCUGCAGAGUAGUGCUAGUGGGUACCUUUAACAGACCCAUAUUAGUUUGUAUGCUAACCACCAAUUUCAAGAUAUCAGCUGCAAAAACAUUACUCACUUUUCUUAAAGCCUGGGUGCAGACAUUUAUAUAUAUUUCUUGAGUAUCAUAAUAUGAAAAUCACAAUUCAGACUUACUUAACAAGAUUAUUUUUAAUCUUACUUAUAGUCUGAGUUGUAAUUUUGCGAGCUUUAAAGCGUCUCGCGGAAAUUGCCGCCAUGGGGAGGGUCUGGCAGUAUUGAAUAUUAAUUAAUUAUUAUUAACAAUAAACUGUACAUGUACAACAUACCUAAAAAUCAGCAUUCAGACUCUAAGAAAAGUGAGUAAUGUUUUUACAUAGGUAACUAUAAAAUACUACACAGGCUAGUAGAUAUGCGUACGUUAAAUAGUACAUACUAACACUAGUCUUUUGAUUCUCAGAAAAUAAGUGAGGUCUGGCGGUCCUAGGACCUUGCUCUAUAUAAUUUUUGGGCUCCACAAGAGUUGAAACUGCUGGGUGCUUAGUAUGAGAUUUUAUAUCUCACAAACGUUAAUGCAUUCGUGAAUAAUGUCAGAGUAAAAUGGACCUAAAUGUUGUUAACUUAAAGUCACGAAUCCAGUACUAUCGAUUUUAUUUCGCAAUGUUGCCGCUUGGACAACUUGAGCUUUAAAAACAAGGUGGUUAAGGUCCAUUUUACUUCAACAAUGAAGUAUUUCGACGGUCAUUCAUGGAUUACUUUUUAACUACUACUUAACCAGCUUCCCAGCACUAAUUUUUCAUUGCAGUGUCAUCAUCUUUCACCAUAGCACUGAAUUUUUAUGUUGUCUUGGUUACAUGGUUAUAGCAUAAAUUAUGUACCUAAUUGCUUGAAAAAUUAAUUAUCAGCCAAUCGGAAGCUGCUGUCAUAGAAUUCAUACUUUUACUUUGUUGCGAUGUAUUUGUAUGUAGCAUGACAGAUAAGUAUGUUGGCAGAAAACCAGAUUUUUGACUAUGUACCUUCUAUUUGGUAGGUACUUGUAUAUUUAUACAGGGCGCAAAUUAUGUAACUUGAAUGAAUUCAUUGCAUCAUGUCUACUAGGUAUUACGUGCUGUAAACUAUUUUUUUUUUGAGUUGUUUGUUCUGAAAGUCAGCAAUGCAUUGGCGGUUCCUCUGGUGAUGGGUCGUAAAUGUUCAUGGGCGGCGAUAAUCAUUUAAUUAUCAGGUGUCCCACCUGCUCGUUUGCUCACUAUUCUUGUCCAGAAUCUAGAUCCAAAAACUCAUAUCUCGAACAAAACCCUGGAUCAAAAUAUGUGCUUUAAAUCGCGGGCUUAAAUCUGACGGGUAGAUUUAGACAAACUGUUAGCACAAGAUUUGCUCUGGGAGGGGAAAGAGUAAAAAUAGUAGAAGCGACUAUUACCGAUGUAUUUCCAGUUACAGAUGCGACCUUGCGAUGAGAUAAUAGUUGUGGGAAGGAUCAAUUGUUCUUAGUCACCGCGUAACACACGUUUAGCAAGUUUCUUAGGGUUGCCACCUUUCCUUUUGGCAGUUACUUUUUCCUGUUAAAAGGAUGGGCCAUAAAAAGCUAGCCAAAAGGCAGACAGACACAUACUUUCGCAUUUAUAGUAAUUAUUCAUAUGAAAGUGUGGAUUGGGAUAAUAUGAUCAUGAGAGGGGAAAACGUGUGGAUAGAUACUGUACCCGGCAGUACAUAUUACACAUCGAGCUUUAGAAAGAGAUGAUUGACAGCUUCGGCUUCGUAGAGCGUCGUCUCUGUCGCUCAUACCUAUGUAAUGUUUUGUCGCUGACUUGUCAGUCUCAACGAAAAAGGCGACGCCCUACAAAAUCGACGUUGCCGAGUAUAAUCGAGCUUUAGAAAGAGAUAGUUAACUUUCUAAAGCCCGAUGUGUAAAUGUGACUGUCAGGUACUUUUUACUUCACACACUUUUUCCAAUAAAUCCUACGCUAUUUUAAGACCAGAACUAGCGUCAAACAAUAAAUUAAAUUGUGUAACUAAAACAAACGCAAAGAAAUGUAAUACUACAAAGUUGACAACCCUGGAUUUAUUCAGUUUAGGUGCCACACGUCUCACGUUAC